This is a messenger RNA of Hibiscus syriacus, 579 nucleotides long. RefSeq lists its product as uncharacterized. The transcript is spliced from 2 exons. The record is from RefSeq and is a predicted model, not a curated record. Bases 1 to 579 code for a protein of 192 amino acids. Lineage: Eukaryota; Viridiplantae; Streptophyta; Magnoliopsida; Malvales; Malvaceae.
AUGAUUAGUCAGUUGUGUAUGAGGUACUUUUGGAAGGGGCAGGACUCUAGUACUGGUGGUGCUAAGAUUAGUUGGCAGCAGGUCUCCUCCUUGAAAUCUGAAGAUGGGUUGGGUCUCGAGGAUGUGUUCAAGCUCAGGCCAGAGGUUGCACCUGUUUUUACUUCUGCCUCAAGCUUGCACCGUGUAAAGGCAGCUUGGAUUUGGGGUGAAAUAAGGGUGAAGUAUCUUGUUGUGUCUUGGUAUAAACUCAUUUGGUUCCCACUGCAUGUUCCAAAACAUGCUAUUAAUGCUUGGUUUGUAAUUUUGGAUAGGCUUAGCACGCUUGACAAGUUGCUGAGAAUGAAUUUGACGGUUGAUCCCUGUUGUCCGAUUUGUGGCUUUGACUCUGAAUCGAGAGAUCAUUUGUUUUUUAUUUGUUCGUUAUCUUGUGAAGUUCGGACACAGAUUUGGUGUUUGUGUGGUUUACGAAGGAAUGCCCUUGAUUGGACUUCGACGUUGGCUUGGGCUUAUGCUGGUUUGAAGGGUAAAUCUUUGUUGGAGUUUAUCCUGAAGCUUGCUUGGAAUACUCACAUCUACUGA